This is a messenger RNA of Cottoperca gobio, 2070 nucleotides long. RefSeq names its product sosondowah ankyrin repeat domain family Ca (gene sowahca). The record is from RefSeq and is a predicted model, not a curated record. Lineage: Eukaryota; Metazoa; Chordata; Actinopteri; Perciformes; Bovichtidae. The transcript is spliced from 4 exons. Gene Ontology annotation, molecular function: protein binding. The coding region runs from base 150 to 1739 and encodes 529 amino acids.
GAGAAGAAGAAGAAGAAGAAAAAGAUGCUGUCAUCUGUCGUCACCGUCAACCGGAGUGAAUGACAGGAGCGUGAGCAUGGAAUAUUUUGGAAACGUCCUAGUGUAACUUAUUCAGCUAUCUUUGUGGCGCUCUGUUCGGGUCGUCCAGGAUGAUGAUGGCGUCCCAGUGCACGGAACAAGCCGUGCAGGAGUUCCUGAUGGAGAGAGGAGGGAGGGUCCAACAGAUGGAGCUGAUUGAUCAUUUCCUAUCAGUGUCGGGUCAAAAUGACCAGUCAAAGGAAGUGGUGGAUCGUGAGGUGCUGAAACGCAUCGUGGACAACGUGGGUAUUGUGAAGGUGGAAAACGGCGUGACAUUUGUUUGUUUGAACACUGAAGGCAGCGCGGAGUCGGUGAUGCGUCCCAACACAGCCGACCACGAUCACGCGGAGUGCAACGGUAAUAUCCAGGAGACACUGGACAACAACUAUGUCAACGGCAACGCUGACAACAGAGACCAAACAGGAGCAUCCAGCUCAUUAGCUGCCAGCUUGGACAAUGACAAACAGUCAAAUGGCAAUGUGCAACCUGCAGCCCCCUCCCAGAAUAGUAAGACCAACACAUCGACUCCUACCUGUAGUGGAGGAGGGGAGGUGAAACUGAGAGAGAGGAGAAGGCGGGAGUCGGCGCCAGUCAUUGGGAUUGCAGAUUUGGGCCAUGCUCACUCUGCAGGGUUAAUCAGUCAGCAGGUGAGGGGGGCACGCAGGGUGUCCAAAGGAUCCCAACGGGCCAUGCUGACCAGCUGCCUAUCUGAAGACAGCACCUUGGAAGGCCUGGACCCAGAUAUCAACACACCCAAGGGAAGUCGCAGGAACUUCAUAGAGCUGAUGAUGAGUAGUUCUCCUCAGGUUCGGAGGUCUCUGAUCAACCGUGGUUCACGCCUCCGGGACUCGGUGAAGAGCGAUGGAGAUUCUGCAUCGCUCCUCUCCUCAGCCACUGAUGAAGACUGCACCUCAGUGACCCUGGACCCGCUGGAACACGAGUGGAUGCUGUGUGCCUCAGAUGGCCUGUGGGAAAGUCUGCAGCCCCUGCUGGUUGUGGAACCGAGCCUUGUGGCCAAGAGAGACUUUGUGACCGGCUUUACUUGCCUCCACUGGGUGGCGAAGCAGGGCAAAGCUGAGCUGCUCUCCCAGCUGCUGGCCUUUGCCAAGGAGAACACUAUACCUGUGAAUGUAAAUGUGAGAUCAAGUGCUGGAUAUACACCGCUACACCUGGCAGCCAUGCAUGGACACACACAGGUGGUCCGUGUGUUACUGUCAGACUGGGAGGCGGACCCUGAGGCUCGAGAUUACAGCGGCAGGCGAGCCAUCCAGUACCUGUCCCCGCCGCUGGCUGCUGACCUGCAGGAGGAGGGAGUGGUCACCUCACCGGUAGCUGAGUCGGACCACGGAAAUACUAACCGAGGCAGUGGCGGAGGGCGCGGCUGGCGGUUUCCCAGAGUCCUCCAGGGCAAUCUGAAUCCACUGCGGCUCCUGAACCCACCUGCUGAGACAGCGGAGGAGGGAGCUGUGACCGGGAAGACCAAGGGGGGAAUCCAGAGGAAGUCGUCUCUGAGCCGGCUGAACGCCCGGCUGCACCGAGGACGCCACCGAGCCCAGAUCAUCCACAGCGCCUCCUUCAGGGACACGGGGGAGGUGGGGAGAGGGGAGGAGCUCGCCAGCAGCCCUCUCCGAACCCGACCACUGUCCAACCUGUUUGGAUGAAGUUGCACAACUCUGAGCUACAAACCAGUUUGACAUGUGUUGAUUUACAAAAUACAGUUUACUCACCUUUUAUAAUCUGACAGGUCCGACUGUUUUACGGCCAAAUUAACAGUUUAACCUUUUUAUUAUUAUUAUAGGGUUUGAUAAACACAAAUAUAUGUUUCUCUAAAAAUUCAACCUAUUUAUGUUCCUAUUGCAGUUAUUAGGCUUAUGUUGAUCACUAAGGGCAGGUCACAGUUUAUGUAGCAUUUUAUUUACCACAAAGAUUAAUUGAGUUAAAACUGAACUACUGUUCUGUGAAUUGUUAUUUAACUUUCUUUUUUUGGGGGGG